GAAAUUUAUGGAUGCAGCUGAUUCAGCACAUAUUAAUGAUGCUCGUUCAAUGAUGAAUUUACACAAUAAUCGAGUUGGACGAAAAGCAGUAUCAAGUAGCGUGCAUCGUGAAUGCAAAUGUCACGGUGUAAGUGGCUCAUGUGUGAUGCAAACAUGCUGGAAAGUUGUACCGAAACUUGAAGAAGUUGGCUUAUUGUUACGGAAAAAAUAUUCACAUGCUGCUAAGGUUAGUGUAUCACCGGAAGGUAAAGCAUUGAUACCGCGAAUGGAAAGAACAGGAAGUCGUUCUGGAAGAUAUCUGCACAAAUUCGGACAAAUGUCAAUUUUAGACAAUGAGCUUGUUUAUUUGGAUGAUUCUCUUGAUUAUUGCAAGGAAGAUAAAUUAAACGAUAUUCGAAGUCCACAGGGUCGCGAAUGUUUUGACAAGUGUAACAUGUUAUGCUGUGGACGAGGUUACACAACAAUUCGAGUGGUAGAGGAACAGCGGUGUCAUUGUAAAUUUGUAUGGUGCUGUGAAGUGAAAUGUGACACAUGUCAUCGCAUUGUUAGCCAUAAUUUCUGCAAGUAA
This is a messenger RNA of Loa loa (African eye worm), 568 nucleotides long. RefSeq names its product Wnt2 protein. Gene Ontology annotation, biological process: multicellular organism development; cell fate commitment; neuron differentiation. Lineage: Eukaryota; Metazoa; Nematoda; Chromadorea; Rhabditida; Onchocercidae. Gene Ontology annotation, cellular component: extracellular region. Gene Ontology annotation, molecular function: frizzled binding; cytokine activity. Bases 8 to 568 code for a protein of 186 amino acids. The transcript is spliced from 4 exons. The record is from RefSeq and is a predicted model, not a curated record.